GUCCUCAUUUUCGUCUCCACUCCGGGACCCCCGUGGGUUGCUAUGGCGUCGGUCUGCAGAACUAAUUUUCGAAAUUUGACAACUCAGUCUGACCAGCCAAGUCAUGAAGGUGAUGCCAUCAAAGUUUUUGUGCGGAUUCGUCCACCGGCAGAAGGCGGGAGAUUUGCUGAUGGAGAACAGAACUUGUGCUUGUCUGUGCUCUCGUCCACUACUCUGCGGCUACACUCUAACCCAGAGCCCAAGACCUUUAUGUUUGAUUAUGUUGCGGACAUGAACACCACUCAGGAGUCGGUGUUCUCAACUGUGGCUAAAAGCAUUGUGGAGUCGUGCAUGUGUGGUUAUAACGGCACCAUUUUUGCAUAUGGGCAGACUGGCUCAGGGAAGACUUUUACUAUGAUGGGACCAUCUGAAUCUGAUCAUUUUUCUCAUAACUUGAGAGGACUAAUCCCCCGAAGUUUUGAAUAUUUGUUUUCCUUAAUUGAUCGUGAGAAAGAGAAGGCUGGAGAUGGGAAGAGUUUCCUUUGUAAGUGUUCCUUCAUCGAAGUCUACAAUGAACAGAUCUAUGACCUGCUGGACUCUGCUGCAGCUGGCCUGUACUUGAGGGAGCACAUCAAGAAAGGUGUCUUUGUUGUGGGUGCAUCUGAGCAGGUGGUGACCUCAGCUGCCGAAGCCUAUCAGGUGUUGUCUGGAGGAUGGAGGAACAGACGUGUUGCAUCUACAUCAAUGAACAGAGAGUCCUCUAGGUCUCAUGCAGUCUUUACCAUCACCAUAGAGUCAAUGGAGAAGAGUAAUGAGACCGUGAACAUACGGACCUCCUUACUAAAUCUGGUGGAUUUAGCAGGAUCUGAAAGGCAAAAAGAUACUCAUGCAGAAGGGAUGAGGUUAAAGGAAGCAGGUAACAUAAACCGAUCCUUGAGUUGCCUGGGACAAGUGAUUACUGCUCUCGUUGAUGUGGGUAAUGGAAAGCAGAGACACAUUUGCUACAGAGACUCCAAACUUACCUUCUUACUACGGGAUUCUCUAGGUGGUAAUGCCAAAACAGCCAUAAUUGCAAAUGUUCAUCCUGGAUCCAGGUGCUUUGGAGAAACACUAUCAACACUUAAUUUUGCCCAAAGAGCCAAGCUGAUUAAAAACAAGGCAGUGGUGAAUGAAGACACCCAAGGAAAUGUGAGCCAGCUCCAAGCUGAGGUGAAGAGGCUCAGAGAACAUUUGGCUCAGUUUACUUCUGGACUGGUCCAACCAGAAAACUUUCUUGCCACAGACCAAGAGAAGCCUAGUUACCUAGAGCAUUUCCUGGAAGCAAUGUUGUUCUUUAAGAAAUCUGAAGAGGAAAAGAAGUCUCUGGCAGAAAAAAUCACCCAAUUGGAAGACCUCAACCUCAAAAAGGAACAGUUUAUUCAGUCCAAUAAAAUGAUCGUGAAAUUCCGGGAAGAUCAAAUCAUGCGCCUGGAGAAGCUCCAGAAAGAAUCCCGGGGCAGUUUUCUGCCUAAGGAGCAGGAGUGUUUGCUCUCAGAAUUAAGGCUUGAGAUCCAAACUCUGCGAGAACAAAUAAAUCACCACCCUAGAGUUGUAAAGUAUGCGAUGGAGAAUCAUUCUCUCAGGGAGGAGAAUAGGAAACUGAAAUUACUGGAGCCUGUAAAAAGGGCCCAAGAAAUAGAUGCCCACACUGUUGCAAGACUACAGAAAGCUUUUUCAGAAGUGACUGGCACAGAGAAAAUCGAAGAAGGUCAACAAGGAUUUUCUCCCAAAAUUUCAAAACAACCAAAUUCGUUUAUAAACACGAAAAAGUUAAAAGCACAACUCCUGCAAAUUCAGUCAGAGCUGAAUACUUCAAAGCAAGAAUAUGAAGAAUUCAAAGAACUAACUCGGAAGAGGCAGCUGGAAUUGGAAUCAGAGCUUCAGUCUUUGCAAAAGGCAAACCUGAAUCUUGAAAAUCUUUUGGAAGCAACAAAAGCUUGCAAGCGGCAAGAAGUUUCUCAACUGAAUAAAAUUCAUGCUGAAACACUUAAGAUUAUAACUACACCAACCAAGGCUUAUCAACUGCAUUCACAACCAGGACCAAAAUUAACCCCUGAAGUGGGCAAUUUGGCCUCUUUGCAAACUCAUGACAUAUUAAAUGAGCCAAUUCCACCUGAGAUGAGUGAACAAGCUUUUGAGGCCAUUUCUGAAGAGCUUAGAACAGUACAGGUGCUGGUGACACUCACGUCUGUCUUUUUGAGAAGUGAGGCGCAUGAUCUGCGAAUUGUUCUUCAUUCUGCUGACAAGGAGCUUUCUUUGGUGAAAAUGGAGUAUAGUUCAUUCAAAGAAAGUCAGGAGAAAGAAUUCAGCCAACUCUCUGAAAGAUAUGUGCAAGCUCAGCUUCAGCUCGACAAUGUCAGGUUGGAAAAGGAAAAGCUUCUUGAGAACCAAGCCUGUCUACAGGAUUCCUACGAAAACUUACAAGAAGUCAUGAAGUUUGAAAUCGACCAGCUUUCAAAAAACCUACAGAACUGCAAACAAGAAAAUGAAACUUUGAAAAUGGACCUGAAUAAUUUGAUGGAGCUUUUUGAGGCAGAGAAAGAACGCAACAGCAAAUUAUCAUUACAGUUUGAAGAAGACAAAGAAAACAAUUCAAAGGAAAUCUUAAAAGUUCUUGAAACUGUACGUCAAGAGAAACAGAAAGAAAUGGCCAAGUGUGAACAACAGAUGGAGAAAGUACAGAAACUAGAACAGAGCUUGCUCGCUACUGAAAAAGUAAUCAGUUCUUUGGAAAAGUCUAGAGAUUCUGACAAGGAAGUGGUGGCCAACCUCAUGAACCAGAUCCAGGAGCUCAAAACAUCAGGCUGUGAGAAAGCGGAAAUCAUCAACAAUCUGCAGCAAGAACUGAAGGAUAUAAAUUGCAAAUAUAACUCUGCUUUGGCUGAAAAAGAAGAGAGCAAAGAUUUGAUCAAGAAACAGGAAGCGGAUAUUCUAGAUCUGAAAGAAACUCUUCGGCUGAGAAUAUUCUCUGAGGACCUUGAGAGAGACAUGGUCUGUGAGGAUCUGGCCCAUGCCACUGAGCAGCUGAACUUGCUCACGGAGGCCUCAAAAAAGCACUCCGUGCUGCUGCAGUCUGCCCAGGAAGAGCUGACCAAGAAGGAGGCCCUGAUCCAGGAACUGCGACAUGAGCUAAACCAAACGAAACAGGAAGUAGAGCAGAAAAACAACGAGCAUAAUUUCACAGAAGAAGAAGAAGUAGUGAUAGAUUCUGCUACCCAGAGUCCUAAAACACCCCCUCACUUUCAAACACAUUUGAUGAAAGUCAUGGAAACACAGCAGGAACACGAGAUCAAAGAUGGAAGAGACUUAAAGACUUUGCAAUACCUUGUAACAAAACUAAAUGAAGACCGAGAAAUCAAAAAUGCUGACAUCCUCAGAAUGAAGGAGCAGUUGUGUGAAAUGGAGAACCUACGCCUGGAGUCCCAGCAGUUAAGAGACAAAAACUGGCUCCUUCAAGGCCAGCUGGAUAAUAUUAAAAGACAGAAGGAGAGCAGUGAUCAGAAUUAUCCAAACCACCAAGAGUUGGAGAGUAAAGAAGAUGUCAUCAGAGAAAGUCUUGCUAAUAGUAAAAUUUUUGAAGAAAUGCUGAAAAUGAAAAAAAAUCUAGAAGAAAUCCAAAAUGCCCUGCACAGCAAGGAGAUGGAAUGUCUUCGGAUGAGUGAGGAAGUUGAGCGGACCAGAACUUUGGAGUCUAAAGCAUUCCAGGAAAAGGAACAACUGAGAUCAAAACUGGAAGAGAUGUAUGAAGAGAGAGACAGAACAUUACAGGAGAUAGAACUGUUGCGGAAGCAAGUCAACUAUCUCUCAGAAGAAAACGGGAAAUUGGUCGGUCACCAAAACCUACAUCAGAAGAUUCAGUAUGUAGUGCGGCUGAAGAAAGAAAAUGUCAGGCUUGCUGAGGAGACAGAAAAGUUGCGUGUUGAAAAUGUAUUUUUAAAAGAAAAGAAAAAAAAGGAAUUAUAACGAUCAUGGCCAACUCCUGAAGCAUCACCUUGUUCGGAGAAUUUUUUUUUGUUUUUUCACAGUUGUAAAGAGUUGAUGUAGCAGAGAAAGUAAAAGGCACUCAGGAGACUGAGCAACAGGACCUGGAAAUGAUUGUCCCAAAUUUUGUUUUCUUUCUCUUUAAAAGUAAGAACUACUCUUACCCACAGAGUAGAGCUCAAUUAAGGCCCUUCUUUACAAAAUGUGUGCAUGGUGGUCGUGGAUGACCCUUGACUUCUAAUGAGCACUCUGCAACAGACCAGCCCAUUUCCUGUAAAUACGGGAAAGCACUUUGUCCUGUUUGAAAUAAAGCAUGUACCUGA
Molecule: messenger RNA, 4322 nt
Organism: Dipodomys ordii (Ord's kangaroo rat)
Lineage: Eukaryota; Metazoa; Chordata; Mammalia; Rodentia; Heteromyidae
Gene: Kif15
Product: kinesin family member 15
Exons: 34
Coding region: 43-3981 (1312 amino acids)
Biological process (GO): microtubule-based movement
Molecular function (GO): microtubule motor activity; ATP binding; microtubule binding
Source: RefSeq, a predicted model, not a curated record